Serpula lacrymans var. lacrymans S7.9 is the source of this 4646-nucleotide messenger RNA. RefSeq lists its product as uncharacterized. The record is from RefSeq and is a predicted model, not a curated record. Gene Ontology annotation, molecular function: guanyl-nucleotide exchange factor activity. NCBI's taxonomy places the organism in Eukaryota, Fungi, Basidiomycota, Agaricomycetes, Boletales, Serpulaceae. Gene Ontology annotation, biological process: regulation of ARF protein signal transduction. Bases 393 to 2849 code for a protein of 818 amino acids. The transcript is spliced from 8 exons.
GUACCCACUCGGUUUUUCAACCUGGUUCCUCGGAAACUUCUCGUCCGCAGAAAAACGUCGCCCCUCCUUCAUCUAUUCUCUCAUCUCUACCUCACGAUCCACGUAAUCGACCUCGCUCUCUCACGAACCCGCCUCUUCUGCAUCGCUUGUCUGUAAAUAUCCUUGCUUCAACGCCACCUCCGAGGACAAAAACGACUGGGUUUUUCGAUAAUACAUUUUCUGCGUCGCCUAUAUCAACCUCACCUCGGCAAGUACCCGUCAAACCGCCAAUAGAGAUCCCCAAACCAAAAUUGGGGGAAGAAUCGCCAGAUGCCUAUCUACAUAAACUCCUUGCGUUGAUCAGCAAAGCUGAAGUGGCAGGGAUACUUGCGUCGAGUGGUGAUUCUUUUUAUAUGGAUUCCUUGAAGUUAUACAUGGAUCAAUUCAGCUUUUUGGGAGAUCCUCUUGACGUGGCUGUCCGCAAAUUGCUGAUGGACGUGACAUUACCUCGAGAGACGCAGCAAAUUGAUAGAGUCAUUGAAGCUUUUGCAAAGAGAUACCUGCGAUGCAACCCAGAUCUGUUUACCAGUGAUGACCACCCAUACAUUCUUGCUUUCAGCUUAAUUAUGUUGCAUACGGAUGCGUUCAAUAAACUUAACAAGCGGAAAAUGUCCAAAGCUGAUUAUAUCAAAAAUACAUCGCUUCCGGGCGUUCCUCCUGAAGUCCUAGAUUGUUUUUAUGAUAACAUUGUGUUCGCGCCAUUCAUCUUUAUAGAGGAUGCAUUAGACGCAAACAACCAUCAAGGCCCGAUGCUUGAAGGAGCUACUCCGCGGGUAUUCUCGGCUGCAGGCACGCAGCCUCCCAGUCCGCUUCCUUCGGGUGGGACUACGACUACUUUGUUCGGUAGGGCAAAGAUCGAUCCUUAUUAUCUUAUAACCCGUAAUCUCCUCGGUCCUCUUCGCGUCAAUGUCGAAGCUUUGGUACCCGCAGAGAAUCCAUAUUCACAUCAAGGAACUACUGGUCCCUUGAAUGGAGAAGAGUUAUUGCAUGCCUUUACACACGCUAUCGUGAUCGAAAUGGGCAUCGUUGACAAUAACCGUCUUCCAUCUGCAUUUUUCGGCCUGAAUGUUGCGGGCAUGCCUAGUCCUAUGCUAGCCGGUGUUGGAGCUCUUCCAGAGAUCCCACCCUCGACGGGUCAAGUUUGGACACUUAAAGUCACCAAGGUCGGGCUACUUAAUCGUAAGGAUGAAAUCCUUGAAGGCGGAAAGAAGGUUUCGAAUCGCAAAUGGAAACCGUUCAGUGUGAUACUUACUAAAUCUCAACUCCUCCUAUUUCGCGAUACGAAUUGGGCAGCUGCAUUGCUUUCUCGGACCACUAACGUUGGGAACCGAGUUCCAUACCCUCAGACUUCAAUCUUUAGGCCUGAUGAGCUCUUCUCAAUUAAAGACGCUGUUGCGGUGUAUGAUAAGAGUUACACAAAGCAUGUGAACGCGUUCCGCCUCGUCUUGGCAGAUGGUCGACAUAUCUUAUUCCAAACGUCGGAUGAGAAAGAGCUCAAUGAAUGGAUAUCUCGCAUUAAUUAUGCCAGUACCUUCAGGUCGACUGGCGUGAGAAUGCGUUCGUUGGGCAUGUCAGGGAAAGAUGUCGAAUUGACGGGAGUUGCCGCGGCCAAUUCCCAUCUUCAUGACAUACAACGUCAAAACCAUCAAGCUCAGCCUAAAGUUCACUCCUUUGGCCAACGUGCCCUGAACGACUCCACGGAUAUGUCUUCGCCUAAUAAUGUGGAGGAGCCAUGGAGAUCGAUGCAGAGUCGCAGAGUCACGAUGAUGAGUGGCCGACAGGAUGUAGACCUGGAGAUCCCUGUUGAUCCUGGGAUUGAAGGGGCCUAUCAGUUUAAGGCCACCUUUGAUCAAGUCAAGGCUGAGCUCGCGGCUGGUUACUGGUACUCGGGCGAACCGCAUAUUGUACCGGAAUCAGGAUCUCGUCCCAACUCUGAAUUUUCCGUGAAUUCUCCUGCCUCUACGCCAGAUGGUGACACGUCACGAGGAUCAUCUCGAUCUCAAUUGAUUCGACCCAAAGUGGAGGAUUUGGAAACCCAGUUGACUACCAAGAUAUCACAGCUUGACACCAACAUGCGGUUCGUUCGUAAUGUGGGUAUCAUGACACCAUUCCAGAAGGCUACUCGUGAUCGAUUGCAAGAUGCGGUUCAGAACACCUCGAAGAAAGUCAUGCAGCUGCGACUUGAUAUGGCGCGACUCAUUUGCCAUCGCAAUGUCCUUCUUAAUGAUCUGGCUGAGGAAGAAAGGACUUUCCAUCGGACGAAAACCUUGGCUCUUCAAGCUGCAACGGAGACUCUGCAGAGCUCUAGUGCACAGAAUGUACUAAGGAUGAGUUUUGACGCCCAAGAUGUGACCGUAGGAGAAUCCUCGGCCGCACCAUCCCCAGAUACACCCGAUCAAUCAAAAACGGAGUCGUCUAUGUGUAAUUCACUAGAUUCCGCUUUAGAUCUUGGACUUGACUGGUCAUCAUCUGUUGAGGACAUGGCAGCGUUGCACUUUUUGAACGCAUCUCACGAAACGGACUCUCCCGUGACCGAAGGAGGUUGUAGUUCGAUUGGACACGGCGAGUUGAACAUGUCUGGACGCAUGAUUGGUCGAACAAGCAGUGACCCAGCAACACUGGUUGAUCAAGGAGGUCGCGACUCGCAGACAGAGCUAGCUGAAGAGUGGAACAAGACUCGGGCAGCGAAGCGAGUGUCGCUCGUGCGACUACCAACUGAUUUCCGAGUGCCUACUUUGCUAGGAAAGCAACAUCGUCCAGGCGAAGAUGGAAUCUCAACAGUAGUCGAAGACGUUGCCUCGCGGUGGUGAUAUAAUGAUUCAUGAGAUGGCGAUUGACAGGUCGAAAGGACUGAUAGGAAUAUUAGCGAUUUUCUAAUCAUUAUAGUAUGGUCUAUUGUCUUUAAUCACUGCUUGAGCGAAAGAGGCUGUAUUGGGAGAGGGUGUUGUAGAAAGCAUGUGUGUGGUAGUGCAGCAGUGGAGUGGACGAGGGCUAUAUUGACUGUUGAUAGGGAUGUUAUUGCUAUUUCGUUGUAUGGCAGACCUGAUCGAAUACAGAGAAUUUCAGGUGGCUGUGCCCUACCCCAGAUUCGGUAGUCCCUUUAGCUUUUCUUCUUCUCUUUUCUCUCCCAGUCGCUGUCUAGUCACUGUGUUUGUCGCUGUCAUCAUCGUAAUUGUCCUUCUCGACGUCGUCGUCGCCGUCGAGCACGAUGUUGAGCCCGUAUCCCCUCAGCCUCCGCUCGUCGUCGACACCUCCUCGCUCCCGUGUGAAGCCCAAACCACCACCGUCUGAUGCACCCACUGACAGCGAUAAACCACGUCUUCGAGGUCAUGCCACAACCCCCCUAAUCACGACCAUGAAAUCCUUCACAACGUCGCCAACAUCCUCGCCAACAUCGGCAAAAAGGAGGUCCCCUUUCUCGCGCUCCCGCCGACGCUCACCCACCCCUCAAAUACUAUCGCCGCACUCCGAAGCACCGACUGCAUUCCCGACCAUAUCCCAGUCUGAAUGCGAAGGGUCUGUUCCCCCGCGUCCGCCAAGAAAUCCAGAGAGGCUGAAGCGGACGUAUAGCUUCAAUACCACCAAUCAUUCUGACGGUCCACCCAAGUCGAUACCCGUAUGUGUGUUCCACGUGGUCUUACUUUUCUUGCCUCUUAUCACGUUUUCCAGUUUAUCCAGAGGCGACGGAGCACGAAUAGUAAAUCACGUUCAGCGUCUUUGCUCCCUACCCCUGGUGGUUCUCCUCGCGGCUCUCCUUCCGUCUCGUUCUCUCAUUCUCAGCCACCACCACCACCAGCUCACCCUCUUGCGAAAUCGCACAAGGCUCAUCAGUCUGUACAAACAGUUGCUGGUGUCGCUAUCGGCUCAUCUGUUAUCCCUCCAUCUGUGAUGCCUGAUCCUUCGUUUGUGUCUCGUCAACCCGAGUCAUCUUCCCGCCCUCGUUCGACAUCUGCCGCGACAAACUUAUCUCAAUCCACCCGUCCUUCUAUCUCCACGCGCACCUCUACGCGCCAAUCAACUUCAACCCAAACGUCAGAUCCUACAACCCAUUCACCCUCUAUCCCUUCUCAAGAUUCAAAGUUCAACACGACUGAACGUGCUAUACUCGCAGAAUUACAAGCAGCGGUAGCAGCACGCGCUGCACAAUUCGUCUACAAGGGUCAUCCUGGUCCGGCGAGCGCUACGGGCGGAGCGUUCGGGCUCCAGAGAAAACAAAGCACAGAACGCGUGUCUAACCGGUCCAAAAGAUCUAUCACCUCGCAUACAACCACACUCCCAGCUGAUAGUCCAGCCAGAAAUAGCACAGAUGCCACUACCCGCAGUACUUCCGAUGUGCUGGCAAGUCUUGACGUACAUGGCGGCCUUGACAACUCUAGAAGGAGACAUCAUCCCCACGUUACUCGCGAGGUUCCCUAUCCAAGGAGCUAUGAGCGGGGCGUCAUCGACUUGUAAGUUUCCUGUCCUUUGCUAAUUAGCGAGUUGAAAGUAGUGGUUUGCGUGAAGUUUACUUGUAAGAUACGAAUGUAUAUGGAUCCGGGGAGUCUAUUUCAGGUCGCGUGACAUGCACCUCUCCGCACCAGCGGAAAAACUGGCUCUACAUAAACGCU